Molecule: messenger RNA, 1326 nt
Organism: Zea mays
Lineage: Eukaryota; Viridiplantae; Streptophyta; Magnoliopsida; Poales; Poaceae
Product: macrodontain-1
Exons: 2
Coding region: 14-1186 (390 amino acids)
Biological process (GO): proteolysis
Molecular function (GO): cysteine-type peptidase activity
Source: RefSeq, a predicted model, not a curated record
GCAGCCUGCAAACAUGAAUGGCCCUCCCUCUCCUUCGUCGUCGUCUCGUUUAUCCGUAGCGCUUCUUCUAAUGAUCACUGUGCUCGCAUGCGGCUUCGUCUUGGCUUCCUCUGGUCGAAGCUACGCCCAUGCUGACUACGCUGAUGGAAGUGACCAAGAGCUGCUGAUGUCGACGGAGUGGUUCCGCUUCCAUGCCUGGAUGGCAGCUCAUGGCCGGUCAUACCCGACGGCCGAGGAGAAGCUCCGGAGGUUCCAUAUAUACCGUGCCAACGUGGAGCUCAUCGAGGCCACGAACCGCGACACCAGCAAGACCUUCACCUGCGGCGAGAACCAGUUCACCGACCUCUCCCACCACGAGUUCCUCGCCAUGUACACCAUGGCCGGCCAUUCGGCGCCGCCACUUCUAAACCUCUCGUCCGUGAUCACGACCCGCGCGGGCGAUAUCACAGAGAGUGAUCGCGGCACGACGCAAGUGGAAGAAGAUGAAGAAGUAGAAGCUCUGCCGGAAAACAUCGACUGGAGGGAGCAAAACGCGGUGACGCCUGUCCAGGAUCAGCGCAGGGGCUGCAAUGCUUGCUGGGUGUUCGCUUCGGUGGCAACGAUGGAGAGUGCACACAAGAUCAAGACAAAUCACGGGCAUGGGGAGCUCCUAAAGUUGUCGGAGCAGGAGAUCGUGGACUGCACCAGCCAACACUGCGGCGGCGGCUACCCGGAUGAUGCAUUCAGUUGGGUGAAGAGGAAUGGGAUCGCCACGGAGUCGGAGUACGGCGGUUACGAGGCGACGGUGGACUCCUGCCGCGCCGACAUGGUACGACCUCCGGCCGUCAGGGUCAAGGACUACAGUUUCGUGCCCAAAAACUCAGAGAAAAAACUAGCCAUGAGGGUUGCCCAGCAGCCCGUCGCCGUCCUGUUCGACGCCACCGAUCCCUGCUUCCAAUGCUACACGAAUGGCAUCUACUCGGGGCGGCCAGCAGCAGCCGCCGACCGCUAUAAUAUCCUCAACCACGCCAUGGCCAUCGUCGGCUACGGGGAAGACAAGACUACGGGGCGAAAGUACUGGAUCGCCAAGAAUUCCUGGGGUACCCGCUGGGGACAAAACGGCUAUGUCUACAUACGCAAGGACAUGGCCGACAGACCCGAGGGCGUGGGUGGGCUUGCCACACAUCCCAGGUACCCUAUCGUGUAAUAGCUUAAUUCCCAUAUAUGUGUUGACAAUAAAGGACAACGUACGGAACAUGGUGGUGGAGCACCAGACUUUUGAGACGUCAUUAAGACCUAAUAUAUAUAAAUCAAUAAAUUAAUAUACACAUCGCUGUUAUGGUAUUA